UUAAUUCAGUGAUCAAUAGUGUUCUCAAUAGGUAUACCAAUGGGCGACUUAAAGCCACUUUCCAAUGAUGAAGCUUUAAAAUUAUGUAACCAAACACCAGAAGAAACCAAGGACUUUCUUUUCCAACAAACAAUGUACAGGAUUAAAGAUCCUAGAAAAUCGCUGCCUUUUUAUUCCAACGUUCUUGGCAUGAAAUUGUUGACGAAAUUGGAUUUUCCCUCCAUGAAAUUUUCCCUGUAUUUUAUGGGAUAUGAAGAGGUUAAAGAUAUACAGGGUGAUCUGAGUGAAACCUCCCGCAUUCAAUGGUGUAUGGGCAGAAAAGCUACCAUUGAAUUAACUCAUAAUUGGGGAAGUGAAAAUGAUGAAACAACGUAUCACAGCGGAAACCAAGAACCCAAAGGGUUUGGUCAUAUAGGUCUUAUGGUACCAAAUGUGGAUAAGGCUUGUGAAAGAUUUGAAAAACUCGGUGUAAAUUUUGUGAAAAAACCCAAUGAUGGUAAAAUGAAAGGGAUUGCUUUUAUAACAGACCCGGAUGGAUAUUGGAUUGAAAUUUUUAAUGAUAAACAAGUCGCUGAUGUAGUUAAAGAAUUUUCUUAAUUUUUUUUUUUUUUAAUAUAUUUUGUCCACAU
Brassicogethes aeneus is the source of this 629-nucleotide messenger RNA. The record is from the annotation of a GenBank genome assembly. NCBI's taxonomy places the organism in Eukaryota, Metazoa, Arthropoda, Insecta, Coleoptera, Nitidulidae.